CUUCACAUAGAGUGUUUACGAACAACACACAAUCGAAUAAUUAACAAUAGUGUUCGAAUUCUAGUUUAAACUAACAUGUGCUCUACCCUCAGCUUCGGGUAAUCGCCUAAUUCAUGGACAAGGAGCAACCAAAACACUAAGAUCAUGAGGCGACGAGUCUUCUCUUGGAUUUUCAUCUGGACUUGUUUACGGCUCGGACGGAGCGAGCAACUCGCCAGUAAUUUCACUCCGACUAAUGACCAGAAAGAUAUGAGAGGACUUUUCUCCCCGCGGAUGGACUACGACCAGUGGAAGCCUCUGGGCCGAGGAGACCCAUUAAAAAACGACCCAACCUACGACUACGUGCCGCCGGUCCUUGACCGGGUCCACUACUGGAUAGACCCGGCGUUGCGCAAACCGGACCCACCUCUCCCGGGCGAAAACCAAAAAACCGAAAUCCUCCUCCUGGGAGUCUCCUCCAAGAAGCCCAGCACCGGGACCUCAAUCGCCGACUCCCGGAAGGACACCUUCGACUCAUUUCUCAAAUUCGUGGACGGCCCGAAAUUCACCAACCAGAGAAACAACCGGCCCCACUACCCCAUGGGCUCGUCCUACUUCCCGCCCAAUUUCUACCCCAAAAACAAAAACAACCUCCCGAAAAACCCCUACACCGUGCUAAUGCCCCCACCCAUGAUCACCAAAAAACCCGCCCUCUCCUCGCCCAACCCCACCACCACCGACCCCACCACGACCCCGGCUACAACCGCGGCUAAAACCGAACAAGUGACCGUCCAAGCGGCGAAUUUAGUGUACCAUUCAAGCAGUGUCGGCGACUGGAAGACGGAAACUUCCACCAACCUAACCCCGAACCCGGCCACCAACCGGUUAAAACCGUUCCGGGACGAAAUCGUCUUCCAGAAACCCUUCCAACUGCCUGAAAGCUACAUCCAGAUCCAGUUCGCCCCCAGUAGGCACAACCAGACGUUGGUGGCGGCGAGCAGCGACCAUAACAUUAACUAUGUGACGCCGCCCCCACUCGUGGAGGAAGUGAUGCAUAAAGGGCAAGUCUCGGACGAUAAUUUGGACAUAUCGAACACUUACGUCAAAAUUGGCAAAACCGAGGCUGCUCUGAUGGGCCAGCCGCCGCCGCCCCCACCCAUGAUGGUCUUCUCGCACGUGCAACACCCGCUAAUAACGCAGACUCCGCUCACGAUGCAGACCAUUCAGAGCAUGCAGAGCAUGCAGCCGCCCCCUGUCACCACAAGCCCGGUUUACACGAAAUCAACGAAUCCGAUUCUGGAAGCGUUGGAGAAGGAGGAAGUGACCACGGAGAGGAUUGAAACGACCACGACUGUGCCCACGACCACCACCACCACGUCCUUGACCACGGACCCCCUGUUCAAGCACUACAAACAACCCACGGAGCCCCUCCGCGGUCCGCUCUACUUGAUCAUCCAGGGACACUCCAAAGUGAAGACGUACGGACCCAGCAAACAGUUCCAUGGGAUAAGGGUGCAGGAAACCAACGAGAUAUCCGAUGACGAGGUCCGCGACAAGCGCUUGCUUUCCAAGAAGGAGGAAACUGCAAAUUCAAGGGAAGCGAGAUCGGGGAAAUUGCAAACUUUGAAACAUGUGAUCCAGACUGGAUUGGGUGCCAUUGACUUUAGUGACGUGGAUAGGAGCGAUAGGGUGAAAGAAACGGAGCUGCACUUCGGGUACGAAGUGGGGGAAGGGGUGACGCGGGAGACUUAUCAUAAGGGAAUCGUCGAAGAGGCUAGAAAGCUCCACGAGGAGGCUUGAUUUGUGAUUUAAUGUUAUCUUUGUGCUAUAAUUUUUUAUUUAUUUUUAUUUAUAGGCGUUUUUGAGUUUUUCUAUUGUACUUAUUUUUAAUAAAUGUAUUGCGUGAA
Tribolium castaneum (red flour beetle) is the source of this 1886-nucleotide messenger RNA. RefSeq lists its product as uncharacterized. The transcript is spliced from 3 exons. Lineage: Eukaryota; Metazoa; Arthropoda; Insecta; Coleoptera; Tenebrionidae. Bases 145 to 1779 code for a protein of 544 amino acids. The record is from RefSeq and is a predicted model, not a curated record.